GAGUCAUAGCUGUCAUAGGCCAAACCCUGUACCGCAGACGGUGAGGAUCUCCCUGCGACCGCAUACCUAUUCGAGUACCUGUGGCCCAGGUCAAUCCGGAUGUUGGCCUUAGCUCGGAGUGUCUACUACUAGUAUGGCGUCGCUGGCAGCCCCAAUCAAUAUGACGUAGGCCAUUUUGGCUACAAGAGACCUCUGCUCUUCCUCACAUCAUCCAUCUCUGGUUCUCCUUUCUCCUUCAAGAACUUCGUAUUUGUUCCUUUGGAAUAACUCCAUCUCAUCCCUAUCCUUCCUUUCCAAUUACCCUCCCUCAAUUACCCUUCUCCAACUCGAAACUGUCUAACGGGUUGAGGAUCUCACAGACAUUGCCAAAGCGUCCUCUUCACGGAACCAGACGGCAAUCAUGACCAAGUUCACUUUCGCCAAUUCCUCCGAGAAAGUACCCGGUGAUGGGAUCCUCCCCGCCCAGUUCUCCAUCAGAGCGGCCCCUCAAACAGAUGCCUGGUCCAAACCUCCAUCCACAGACACAUUCACUGCGCCAAUUCUAUACCGGAGUGUUCCGUUGAAGUCGUUCAAACGGGUCAGAGUCGCCUUCAACGCAGUCUGGCAGCAAAACUAUGACCAGGGUGGACUCAUCCUUGUCCUCAACGGUGCGGGAGGCACUCGGAAAUGGGUCAAGACAGGCAUCGAACUCACCCGUGGCCGACCUCACCUGAGUACCGUCACCAAAGACAACUGGGCGGACUGGAGUCUGCAGCCUGUCCCGUCAGGAGGUGGAGCGGCGACACUAGAGCUGGUCCGAGAGCCAGACAACAGCCUGUGGAUUUAUCUUGUGGAAGGCAUCCAGAAAUCCCCUCUCCGGGAAGUCACCUGGGUGUUCGAGGAACCGGAUGUUCAAGACCUCUGGGUUGGGCUCUAUGCAGCACGGCCUUCGAAAGAGGGGGAGGACCUGGUGGUGAACUUUGGCCAUCUGAUACUCGACACGUCAGAUUAAUGGAUGUCUUGUGUGCAAAUGUAUUUUAUGCAUAAUGUCCAUGGUGGCCAUGUCAUCUAGAUCUUGUCCUGAGUCGAUUGGCAGUCCCUAUAAUGUUGAUACUUCGGAUGAUGGAUUCAGGCAUCCUACCUGAAAAGAAUGGUACAAUGCAAUCUCAGUCCCAGACCGUAAGAAUACGUACUGCUGAAGUUGCAAGCUUGUAGUAGCAGUCCUCGAUGUGUGCUGGAUAAGUAGUAUUCGAGUGUCACCGAGAAUGAUUGCCAAUCAUAACUGAGAUCCGGCUAUCUGCCAGCUCCAUUACCGUCACUGGUUCGAUCCCCAGAAGCACCGACCACCACCAUCAUGGAUGACU
This is a messenger RNA of Aspergillus vadensis CBS 113365, 1343 nucleotides long. RefSeq lists its product as uncharacterized. The record is from RefSeq and is a predicted model, not a curated record. The transcript has a single exon. Bases 401 to 991 code for a protein of 196 amino acids. Lineage: Eukaryota; Fungi; Ascomycota; Eurotiomycetes; Eurotiales; Aspergillaceae.